GAACUUCAGGAAACACAGCGGUGGCUUGGGAGAGGUGGCCUGGCCACUGUGGCCCCCUGGCCUGUGGCCUUCUUUAGCAGAGUUGGUCAUCGGUGGGGAUGGGGCAGCCGAGCCAUGUGCACCACCCUCUUCCUGCUCAGCUUGGCCAUGCUGUGGCGCCGUAGAUUCACCAACCAAGUGGAACCAGAGCCCAGCAGAGUGGAUGGGACACUCGUGGGCAGCGGCUCGGACACAGACCUUCAGUCUACCGGCAGGGAGAAAGGACCUGUGAAGUAGGCCUUCACUUCUUCAGUCAGCUCGGCUCUGGGGACUGCUACCCACCCACUGGCCCUGACAGCUGGAGUCCUGGUUCACCUCCCACCCCAGGAGAAUGUUGUGGUGCUAGAAGCAGCUGCAGGAGGGAAAAUGGGAGAAGUGACCAUGGAGAAGCCGUAUCCCACUUACAGAAAUGGUAACCAUGAGAGUGUAUCUUUAAACCGACAAGAGAUGAAGGCCAAGGGUUUCAGGACUGGCUCUCUCCAGCAGUUGACCAGCAGCCUCAAGGACGCUCCUCCUCUUCCCAGUCCAUCCUCAGACGGGUUUGGCUCUUGCUCUGAAGCCUCACAGAUUCCAGACGGCUGCGACAGGCCUGAGCAUCACGCCUCUACAGUGUCCCAGAGCCAGGAGAGAGGCUGUUGUUUUUAAAGGCAAGAAGAAUUCCCCAGACUUGGCCGGAAUUGUAUUGUAGACAAGAUGGAGGAAGAACAGCUUCCAGGCCGGCCACCAACAUGUCUGCCUACAGACGUACUUCCUGUGAAACCCCUGAUGCAGAUGUUCCAACUGUAAGCAGUCAGCACCUUGGAGGUAUUACUAACCCUUUUUCAUGAUCUGAUUAAUAAAACCCACAAUUCCCUUUGUAACUAAGAAGGGAACAUCAGUAC
Arvicanthis niloticus (Nile rat) is the source of this 920-nucleotide messenger RNA. The record is from RefSeq and is a predicted model, not a curated record. Lineage: Eukaryota; Metazoa; Chordata; Mammalia; Rodentia; Muridae.